AUGUCUCACAACGCUGGUUCUGUCAUGUUUGCCGCCCACCAGGACGCAACGCGGUUCGCUGGUGCGGGUCACGUCGACCUCAAGAACAUCGGGGAAGCGGAGGCCCGCAAGCUGAUGUCCGCCGAGCACAAGGCUCUUGGCUACCGUCCGCCUCCGGGCUCACUCGCAGCAACGGCUCAGGCCGAGGCUGCGAAGCACCCCGACACUUCUGCCAACAUCCCCGAGCAAGCCCUGGAGCAGGCAGCUGUCGAGGAUGCCACUCGCAUCCAGAGCUUGAAGACCAUUGACGUAGACAAGGUCGGCGAGGCGGAAGCCCGUAAGCUCGAGUCGGAGGAGCACAGGGCGCUGGGCUACCGCCCGCCUCCGGGCUCCCUCGCAUCGCAGGCACAGUCGGCGGCUGCGAAGCACCCCGACGCGACUUCGGGAGUCCCUCCCCAGGAGCUCAAGCGCGCCGCGAUCGAGGAUGCGGCACAUAUCGCGAAGCUGGAAGGACAACCGAGAGUCCCACUCAACCAGGUCGGCAUAGCUGAGGCAAGCAAGCUGAUGUCCGAGGAACACAAGGCCCUGGGAUACCGCCCACCAUCUGGCUCACUGGCAGCUAAUGCGCAGGCUGUGGCUGCAGAGCACCCUAACGCGACUGCGGGUAUCGAUACCGCAGCACUCACCAAGGCGGCAGUCGAGGACGCACGCGCCAUCGAGACCCUCCGGCAGGAGAGUGUGGACACAAACGCUUCUGCUGCCCAGGUCGAUGUGAACGUCAACACCAUCGCUGAUCCUGAGGCGCGUGCUCUUCAGUCUGAGGAGCACAGGACCCUCGGCUACCGCCCACCCACUGGCUCGCUCGCUGCUCAGGCACAGUCCGUCGUGGACAAGCGCGCACAGGAGCCGGUGUCGAAGGAGCUCGCAGCGGAGAUUCAGAGUCAGGAGCACAAGGCAGUCGGCCACCUCCCUGAGAGCGGCUCCCUCGCUGCGACCACGCAAAGUCUCGCGGACAAGAACGCAAAUGACGGAGGAGACAGGACCCUCAACGAUGUUGGUUUGUGA
Molecule: messenger RNA, 1044 nt
Organism: Fomitopsis serialis
Lineage: Eukaryota; Fungi; Basidiomycota; Agaricomycetes; Polyporales; Fomitopsidaceae
Exons: 5
Coding region: 1-1044 (347 amino acids)
Source: RefSeq, a predicted model, not a curated record